AUGCGAAAUGUAUUGACGAUGUUUCUAGAGGCAAGCGCCGAUCGUGGCGCGUGGGAGUCGGCCCUCGCCGCGUGGCGCACCGCCGCGGUUGAGGGCGUCGCCGUGUCGGGCUCGCACGCGUUGCUGCUGACCCGCAUGCUGGCGCAGGCCGGCAGGUGGCGAGAGGCGAGCCACGUCGCCACGAAUGACGCAGUGGUCAUAUGCCCCCAACGCAUUGCCGCGAGGCGGGUGGCGAUGCUGGCGGCGAGGGCGGAUGUCGACGGCUGGGGCGCAGCGUGUCGGUUGCUGCAAGAUGCUCGCACGCGCGUUGAGGAGCACGGUGGGGAGCAGUGCUCCGCCCUCCAGACGGAAUUGGUGGGGCUUGCAGAGUCCUUCGAGCACGGCGUCCUUCCGCAGCUUCCCGCAGCUCAGCAGGAGCCGUGGAAAAAGUUUGUACGCGAUCUGUGCCUUGGGCAUCGCCACAACUACAAAGACGCCCCUCUGGGGGUGACACGCGGCGGGGGUGGCGUAGGCGCGGCGGUGGAAAUAACGAACAACGAGGAGCUGCUUCACAUUUAUCGCAGUCCAAAGAGUCGGUCCUCGUGGUUGGGCGCGAUUCAGCUGCUUGCGUCCAUGCCUCACCCCAAUGCCGCCUCGGUAAACAUCACGUUGGGCAUACUGAGCCGGCAAGGGCGUCAGCAAGAGGCGAUUGAUGUGAUCAGCAAAUUCAUGGCAGCACGUGGAAUCCAUCCAACGGCGGUGACGGUCAAGGCAAUAACGGAGGCCGCGAAUACCAUGCGUUCGCUGCCGCUGGCUACAGUGCUUCUUUCCACUCCAGCGUUGCGGGACAAGCUUACCCCUUCUGCCGCAGUCCCAUUGGUUCUGACGCUACAACGAUUCGGAGAGUGGAGGGCCUGUCUCACGUGGUGGAACUCCCUGGUGCCCAUUCCCGACUCUUCCGUCACUCUGUCUAAGCACGGUAGCAAGGCCGAGUUGCGGCGGCAUCUGAAGUUGAGUAGUUACGUUGCCGUCUGUGUGGCGCAGGGCGGACGCUGGUUGGAGUCUCUUGCAGCCAUGAAGGACGCCAGCGUGCAUAAUCCGUCACUUGCUGUCCUUUUUGCCCUCCGCGCAUUACGCGUUGCGGGGGAGUGGCAGGCUGCGCUGGAACUACUUCAAUCGAAUAAAGAAGUGUGGGAAAACUCUUUGGUGGAUCUGCAGGUAAGAGAAGUAAUGAUGAGGCAGAACGCAGAGAAUUGGAUUCCACGUGACAAGCUUCAGCUGCUUCGCCUCCGCUACAGGGCGUGA
Trypanosoma conorhini is the source of this 1284-nucleotide messenger RNA. RefSeq lists its product as uncharacterized. The record is from RefSeq and is a predicted model, not a curated record. NCBI's taxonomy places the organism in Eukaryota, Euglenozoa, Kinetoplastea, Trypanosomatida, Trypanosomatidae. The coding region runs from base 1 to 1284 and encodes 427 amino acids. The transcript has a single exon.